Molecule: messenger RNA, 2362 nt
Organism: Magallana angulata
Lineage: Eukaryota; Metazoa; Mollusca; Bivalvia; Ostreida; Ostreidae
Exons: 4
Coding region: 81-899 (272 amino acids)
Molecular function (GO): zinc ion binding
Source: RefSeq, a predicted model, not a curated record
GGAUUCCCCCAUGGGUUUGUACAACCAGACAUAGAAGUUGAUCGUCAAAGACCAUACAUUCAUGUAUAAUUCAGUCAAAGAUGUAUUCAAGUUUUAGAAAAUACCUGAAGACACACCGGCCGAAAUCGGAGACAAGCUCCGGUCAACAUUUUGUUGAGUGCGACAACUGUGAAACGGAAGCUGCGCAGUAUUUUUGCAAAUCAUGUCAAGGUCACCUCUGCGAAAACUGCAAAACGGAGCAUGAAGCAAAAAGGUUAACUCAAGAUCAUGUCGUCGUUUUGUUAUCCAAGUAUAAAUCAGACCCGUUCGUGUGUCAGGAGUCCAAAAAGGGAAAAUGUGCCUGUACAAUCAAGAAAAGUCUCACAAAAGAAAGAGAAGAAAUCAUAACUCAUUGGGUGCCUUUCCUUGAAAAAAUGCAAGAAGAAGAAGAAAUGAAAAAUACAUUGUUAUUUAUGAAAGUUGGUGCUGUCAAAACUGAAAUCGAAGGACAUUUUGACCAAAUUAUUGAAAAAUUUACCAAUCUAAAAGAAGAAACCAUUCGCAUUUUCGAAGAGGAGAAUGAUAAUGCUACAGAUGCCAUUAACAGAACGAUACUUGAAAUAAAAGAGAACACACGUAAAUUGGAGGAUCGAAGGAAUGAAAUAAGUUAUAUCUUAGAUGGAGACGAUGAAGAUGUGAAGAAAAACAUGUGCAUGAAAAUUAAAGAGGAGAAGUUGACUCCAAAACGGUUCUCUUUUGAGGUCGAAGAUUUCUGUCCAGGCAAUUUAGAGAACAACAUUCUGCAGCAGAUUUUUGGGAAGCGACCAGCUAUUUCUAGUCAUGAAACCGGUCCACACAACAGAUUUGUUACCUUGGUCUCAUCGAAGUUAGAAAAAAUCGGAAUUAAAUCGCCAAAAUAGAUACGGGAAAGAAAAACGUGUUUGUAUUUUUUAUUAUUUUUUUUGAUAUGGUGAUUCCCAAAUGUAUUGAUCAUCUGGUAAAUGUUGGCUGUGCCUACACUUCAAAAUAUUUAAUGAUAUAUUGAUUUAAACAACAAUUUUUUAAUAAAUUAUAUUGAAUGGGAUUAGGCAGCAGGCACAGCCUAUUUUAGCCCUCCCCCUGCAUCAAGGUUAAAAUCAACAAAUUGGAAUAUUUAAAUGUUCAAUAUUGAUAACACAAGACAGGCUAUAGAAAAGAUACAAAUCAAGAAAAGAAAAGAAAAAAAUAACAAUAUGGUACCGCUUUUAAUGAUAUAUUGUCAAACUACAUGUAUAUAUGUUUUUUAUGUCAUCAGAAUAUCAAACAAUCUAUUACAUGUAUUACUCUGUCUAUUUUUAAAUUUCGGUUUUUAAGAUUAUUUUUAGCCUUAAAGUUCCAUCGUGCCUGAGGCUAUUUAUAAACUACUUGUAAUCUGAAGAUCACUUCAUCCUUUAUUGAGAGCACUCUUUGUAAUGUUGAACCUCCCUCAUAAAUAUGUACCAUUAAAGAUACCCCCCCCCCCCCCGGCCACUCAGUCAAAACCUUUUAUGCUCGUUUUUAGCUCACCUGAGCUGAAAGCUCAAGUGAGCUAUUCUGAUCACAUUUUGUCUGUCGUCCGUCUGUCUGUCUGUCUGUCCGUCUGUCCGUCUGUCUGUCCGUCUGUCUGUAAACUUUUCACAUUUUCAACAUCUUCUCAAGAACCACUGGGCCAAUUUCAAUAAAACUUGGCACAAAGCAUCCUUAGCCUAGGGGGAUUUAAAGUUGUGAAAAUUAAGGACCACGCCCUUUUGCAAAGGGAGAUAAUUAGGAAUUUGUGAAAAUUUUCGAGAAAUUUUCAAAAAUCUUCUUCUCAUGAACCAUAAGACCAGGAAAGCUGAAACUUGUGUGGAAGCAUCCUCAGGUAAUGUAGAUUCUAAUUUGUGAAAUUCAUGACCCCCGGAGGUAGGGUGGGGCCACAUUGGGGGGUCAAAGUUUUACAUAGGAAUAUACAGAGUAAAUCUUUAAAAAUCUUCUUCUCAUGAACCAUAAAACCAGGAAAGCUGAAACUUGUGUGGAAGCAUCCUCAGGUAGUGUAGAUUCUAAUUUGUGAAAUUCAUGACCCCCGGGGGUAGGUGGGGCCACAAUUGGGGGUCGAAAUUUAACAUAGGAAUAUAUAGAGUAAAUCUUUAAAAAUCUCCUUCUCAUGAACCAUAAAACCAGGAAAGCUGAAACUUGUGUGGAAGCAUCCUCAGGUAGUGUAGAUUCAUAGUUGUGAAAAUCAUAACCCCCGAGGGUAGGCUGGGGCCUUAUUGGUUGGUUGAAGUUAUACAUAGGAAUAUAUAGAGUACAUCUUUAAAAAUCUUCUUCUCAGAAACUAAUCAGCCAGGUAAGCUGAAACUUAUGUGGAAGCGUCCUCAGGUAGUGU